UCCUCGUCUCUCCUCUCCUGCCCGCAGGAAGACCGUGCAACCGUAUGUCUGCGGAGAUGCGCACCACCGCGAGGCCACGCUGCGCUCUGUGCGGCGCGAGGGCGGACGUGCACUGCCAGGCCGACGCCGCGUUCCUCUGCGCGCCGUGCGACGCCGAGGUGCACGGCGCCAACCUCCUCGCGUCCCGCCACCGCCGCACGCGCAUCCCGCCGCGCAACGACGCCCGCGUUUCGGCCAGGCGGAUGGGCCUGGAGGACGCGGGGGCUGCGCGCCUGCGUCCCGCGGCAGCCAACGACGUUCGCGCGCGCUGCGGGUCGACGCUCCAGGUUUGGGCCCGGCGGAUGGGCCUGGAUGCGGGGGCUGCAUGCGUGUGUGCCGCCGCAGCUGGCCGCACGGUCUGGGUCGACUUCGCCGCCGUGGCGCCACGCAUACCGCUGCGCGUCGCCAUGGCUGCCUCGCUGUGGAGGGAGGUGGCGGCUCACGCCGCCGGCCAUGAGCCUGGCUACGCGCUCCAGCGCCUGGUAGCGCAGACGUGCCGGCGAGUUUGCUUGUGGAGGCGGCGGCGUUGAUCGGGCGCACGCGCCAAUUAACAAGGACGGACACACAGGCGGACUCCGUCGAGUGGUCGAUGGUGAGCCCACACAACUCACAGCAGGAGC
This is a messenger RNA of Triticum aestivum (bread wheat), 659 nucleotides long. RefSeq lists its product as uncharacterized. Bases 45 to 569 code for a protein of 174 amino acids. Gene Ontology annotation, molecular function: zinc ion binding. The record is from RefSeq and is a predicted model, not a curated record. The transcript has a single exon. NCBI's taxonomy places the organism in Eukaryota, Viridiplantae, Streptophyta, Magnoliopsida, Poales, Poaceae.